Grus americana (Whooping crane) is the source of this 1088-nucleotide messenger RNA. RefSeq names its product trafficking protein particle complex subunit 4 (gene TRAPPC4). The coding region runs from base 35 to 694 and encodes 219 amino acids. Gene Ontology annotation, biological process: endoplasmic reticulum to Golgi vesicle-mediated transport. Lineage: Eukaryota; Metazoa; Chordata; Aves; Gruiformes; Gruidae. Gene Ontology annotation, cellular component: TRAPP complex. The transcript has 5 exons. The record is from RefSeq and is a predicted model, not a curated record.
GACGCCACUUCCGGGGCAAGGGCGGGGCGGCGCCAUGGCGAUCUUCAGCGUUUACGUGGUGAACAAGGCGGGCGGCCUCAUCUACCAGCUGGACCACUACGCGCCCCGCGCCGACACCGAGAAGACGUUCAGCUUCCCGCUCGACCUCGUCCUGCGCCCGCACGACGAGCGCGUCGUCGUCGCCUUCGGACAGCGCGACGGCAUCCGCGUGGGCCACGCCGUGCUGGCCAUCAACGGUGCCGAGGUUAACGGGCGCUUCACGGCGGAUGGGAAGGACGUGCUGGAGUUCCUGGGCAACCCCGCCAACUACCCGGUGUCCAUCCGCUUUGGCCGCCACCGCCUCUCCUCCAACGAGAAGCUCAUGCUGGCCUCCAUGUUCCACUCGCUCUUCGCCAUCGGGUCGCAGCUGUCCCCCGAGGUCGGGAGCUCCGGGAUCGAGAUGCUGGAGACGGACACCUUCAAGCUGCACUGCUUCCAGACACUGACAGGGAUCAAGUUCGUGGUUCUCGCUGACCCGAGGCAGGCGGGGAUAGACUCCCUUCUCCGCAAGAUCUACGAGAUUUACUCUGACUUUGCUCUGAAGAACCCUUUCUACUCCCUGGAGAUGCCAAUCAGAUGUGAGUUGUUUGAUCAGAACUUGAAACUCACUCUGGAAGUGGCAGAGAAAGCUGGACCCUUCGGACCUGGAUCGUAGAGAAAGCCUCGCCUGUUGCACAGACUCCUUCCUCUGAAGAGCAGGGCCUCUCUCUUCCCCAGCUGACCUCUCUCCUCCACAGCAGAGACUGCGUAUCCCAAAACGCGCUUCAUUAUCUCCCAAGAUAGCAUUUUAUCCCCUUUGUCAUGAAAUUUACCUUAAAAACGGACUCAUUGCUACUGUUCACAUUGGGCUACAGAGGCUUACUACCCUGCUGUUGCGGCUCCACUGCCUUUUCUGAAGAAAGAAAGAUAAGGCGCGGGUCCGCGGCCUUAACCGCAGUCAAUUGUUUUCUUUCGUUUCAUAAUUGUACAUAUGUAUUUUCUUCCCUGUAUAGCUCUAAUUUAUGGUUUUGCAGAGUUUCUGUGUAGAAGUAACAAAUGUCCCUUAAAGA